Gadus macrocephalus (Pacific cod) is the source of this 1976-nucleotide messenger RNA. It is a transcript of the gene nrg3b, whose product is annotated as neuregulin 3b. Lineage: Eukaryota; Metazoa; Chordata; Actinopteri; Gadiformes; Gadidae. The record is from RefSeq and is a predicted model, not a curated record. The transcript is spliced from 8 exons. Gene Ontology annotation, biological process: intracellular signal transduction; animal organ development; nervous system development. Gene Ontology annotation, molecular function: chemorepellent activity. Bases 32 to 1432 code for a protein of 466 amino acids.
UAGCUGGGUUGUGUUUUAGUGUCCGACCCUAAUGAAAAGCUCUCUCUCCCUCUCUGGUGCAGCCGUGGCCCCGACCCUGCCCAGCCUGCGCUCCGAGGUGUUCAAGCCGUGCGUGGAGGACAAGGACCUGGCCUUCUGUCUGAACGACGGGGAAUGCUCCAUCAUCGAGACCAGAGCAGGAGUGCAUCGACACUGCAGGUGUAAAGAGGGCUACCACGGACUUCGCUGUGACCAGUUUGUGCCCAAGACGGACGCCAUCUUGUCGGAUCCAACGGAUGAACUUGGGAUCGAGUUCAUGGAGAGCGCUGAGACGUACCAGAGACAGAUGCUCUCCAUCCUCAGCAUCUCGCUGGGUAUCUGCCUGCUGGGUGUGGCCUGCAUGGCUCUGUACCGCCGCAACAAGGGCCACAGAGAGAAGCUCCGGUCCCAGUUCUCUGAGAGUCGCAGCCUGAGGGACUGUAGCUUCGCUCCUCCCAGCGUGAUGCCCAAAUCAAGUCCAAGGCUUCAGUACGGCCCCCAGCAGCAAAAGUGGUCACAUCCUCGCACGUCCGUGGUGAAGGUUGGCGGUGGCGUGGUGCCCGUCUUGCCACCGCCCCUGGCUUCCCCCGCCCUCACCAGAGCCCUGGCAAAGGUCAAACGCUUCAGGAGCAGCUCACUGUCAAUCAGUCCCGCCCAGGAGUGCAGGGGCGGGAAUAACUGCCAGAUCCCGCCCACCUCCAGAGGGAAACGCAGCCUACUGGAUGGAGCCAGGGUGAGUGGGCGGGCCUACAGCCAUCUCGAUGAGGCAGAGGUUAUGAGGUCAGAGUUCAUGGAUCAGGAGGCGGAGUCUUUACGGAGGUGUGGCUCCGCCGGGGGGGGGGCAGGCGGUCCGCUCGGCCGCCCCUCGCUCUCUCCCUUCAGCUCCAGGCGGGGCUGGACCGAGGUCCCGUGCACGCGCCUCGAAACGGGGGCCGCCGUCCGGCCCGCCUCCCUCCGCACGCGCUCAGUGCCCAUCAUCCCCUCCCUUCAGGCCCCUCCCCCGGGGGGAGAGGAGGGGGGCGAGGCGCUCCCGGAUGGCGGCCAGCCCACCGUAGUGGCGGUGGCGGCGGCGGCGGCGGCCCACAGGAUACCGGCGACUGCGGUCUCCGUGGCGACGCCGGGGUCCGCGAGGAGCGCGCUGUCGUCGCCGGCGGGGUCGAAACACAAAGCGCUGCCCAGCGCCCCGGCGGCGGCGCCCUGGUCGCAGGGCCGGAUGGACGACGCGGGCGGAGCCACGCGGUGCGGACGCCCCAGACCGCAGCGUCCGGGCCGCGCCCCCACGGCUCUGGGGCCGGCGCGCCCGCGGGGGGAGGAGGGACACGCCGGUGGGGGCAGAGCGUCCCGGGAACAGGGAGGUACGGGCCCCGGGUCGGUCACCACAGGGGCCUGGAGGGAGGGGCCUCACGCCAGCUGAUUGCAUUGUUGUCGUCACGGCGAUGCGUACAGACGUUGGCGCCGAUAAACGUGGACACUUCACCGUGCUGCCGAGGUCGGUGGGAAGGGAGGGCCGGGGGGGGGGGCGGGCGGGGAGGGGAGGAACCUGAAUCUGCUUGACAAUACGGACCAAUCACAGACGGCGACGGAACUCGUGGCCGUUGGACAUUGAACGAUGGUUAUUGAUACAGAUAGAGACGGUGGACCCUAUGAACACGAGAGACAUGCACAAGCACACUGUUGUGAAUAAAUGUGAUGUGAUGACGAGGACCUGAGGAGCGGGAAGACCUUUCGUGUGGGAGCUUGAUUUAAAUAAAAAGAAAAAAAAGAGUAUUGAAAAAUGAAUUAAUGCCACUAUUUAAACAGAGCUUCUACUUAGAAACCAAAAUAGUGUGUAAUCUCUAUGUUGUUUCUCUAUUGUAAGGAAAUGAAAUUAUAUAUGUCAUAUAAUAUAUGUCCUAUAGACAUAUAUCUAUAUUUGACAUACAAUUGUGAGAAAAUAAAGACUAAGAUAACAGUGUUAA